AGAAAGGGAGGGGGAGAGGUUAAGGGUGAGAGAGGGAGAGAGGGAGGGGGUGAGAGAGGGAGAGAGAAUGAGAAAGGGAGAGAGGGGUGACAGGGAAGAUGGUAAGGUCUACUCUUUGAGAAACUGUGACACCCCUGAGGACAGAACGAUCUCAGUGUGUGUCUCAGAGUCCCCACAAAGGGCCCCCUAUAGGGGAAGCGGAGGGGGAAGGGAUUGGAUUUGUGAUGCCCCUCAAAGGGCCCAUAAGGAGGUGAAGAGGCAGGGGAGGGGAGGAGGACGAGGUGGGAGGAGCGAGAGGGGAGGAGGAAGGAGUGGGAGGGAAGGAGGAAGGGGAGGGAGGGAGACUGACAGGGAGGAAGACACUGGACAGAUAGUAUCUGAGAUUAAGGUAUGUAUGAGCAGUAGCAGCAGCUCAGAGACACAGGACUGCAGAGAGGCUGCUAUCAGGCCCAGACCACCAAGGCCAAGGCCCAGGCCUAGAUCCGGGCCCAGUUCCAGCACCCCACAACCUCACCAGACACAAUCCCACACCCAGACCCGCCCAAAACAGGCCUACCAGACCCACACCUACCUGACAGAGUGCCAUACUGGACCGACAAAAGCCCACCCAGCACAGAACCACCACCUAGAGGCUCAGAGCGACGCCCGACAGAGCCAGCAGACUAAGACACAGGACUGCAGAGACGGUGCCAUCAGUUCUAUACCUAGAUCUGACUUCAUCACACCACACCCUCACCCUCCUCAAACCCCGGCCCAAACGCAGCACAGCCAGGCCCAGCAGACACACACCCAGCCUCCCCAGAUCUGCCCAAAACAGGCCCAUCCGGCAAAGACUCACACCCACCCGACACAGGCCCAGACCCAGGCCCGACAGGUCCUGCCGACACAGGCCCAAAACCACAAGAGACAAGCACCCACCCAUCCGACACAGGCCCAGACACUGCAGCACCACAGAGAAGGUUCCGUCAGGCCCACCUUUGACUGCUCUCCCACUCACCAGACCCAGAUCCAGCAGACUCAGCAUCGCAGAGAGAGUCUCACCACUGAGCCUACACACAGCCAGGAGAGCCAGGCCCAGACCCAGCAGUCAGAGGCCCAGACCCAAGCCUGGCAAAUUCAGGAUCGGAGAGGGAGUCCCAUCACUUCUGACCCCCCUCCAACCCACCAGACCCAGGCCCAGAACCAUCCUCAGCAGCAAGAGGCCUGGCAGACCAUGCAACACCGUAGAGAGAGCCUUACCAGCCCCAGGCCCGACUCUGACUCCCCACCCAGUAAAGCCCAAAAUGACCGGUUUCAGUCCCAGCAGCACUACAGAGAGAGUCUCCCCAGGUCCCGGCCCACUUCUGCCUCCCCUCCCAGCCACAAGACCCAAAUACAGGACCACACUCCCCACACCCGACAGACACCGCAGCAUCACAGAGAGAGCACCACCAGUCCCAGGCCCCCCUCUGACUCCCCUCCCCUCCAAGAGAGCCACCAGGCCCACAUCCAGGCCCACUCUUUUCAGACCGAGAGCCAGGGCAGACAGACCCAGCAGCAUUGCAGAGAGAACACCACCAGCCCCAGCCCAAGGCCUACUUCUAACUCCACUCCUAGCCUGGAGAGCCAUCCACGGGCUGUCAAUGUAUCACCAGCUUCACAUCAGAACACAGAGCCACAGAGGGAGUCCCCAGAGGAGAGACAGACAAGGACACAGACACAGAUGCCUCACGAUGUCUCAGAGCAGCAGCCUGGCAGGCCUCAGUGCCCAGAGCCCCAGGCCCUACAGAAGGACAGCAACAACACACCUCAGCCUGAACCAACACAGAACAACGCCUCGUUCCCCAGCUUCGUGGAUGUCCCAGGUCCGUGUGAGCCGGAGGACCUGAUCGAUGGGAUCAUCUUUGCUGCUAACUACCUUGGUUCCACACAGCUGCUGUCUGACAAGAACCCAUCUAAAGGAACACGCAUGGCCCAGGCGCAGGAGGCUGUCAGCCAGGUCAAGAGCCAAGAUGAAGACUCUCAGAUGGUGACAGAAGUUGACCUCUUCAUCUCCACCAAAGCAGUCAAAGUGCUGAAUGCUGACACGCAGGAGACGCUGAUGGACAGUGCGUUGCGUUCCAUAUCCUACAUCGCAGACAUCGGGAGCAUCGUGGUUCUGAUGGCUCGUACCCGUAUGGCAGGAACAUCCUCACAGGACUGUACUGAAGCUGAUCUCUCCUCCUCAGAGGGACAGAGACACUACAGAAUGAUCUGCUAUGUCUUUGAGUCAGAAGACGCCCAGCUCAUUGCCCAGUCCAUCGGACAGGCAUUCAGCGUUGCCUACAGGGAGUUCCUCCGAGCCAAUGGGAUCAAUCCUAAGGACCUGAGUCAGAAGCAAUACAGUGACAUCAUCAAUUCCCAGGAAAUGUACAAUGACGACCUGGUCCAUUUCUCAAACUCUGACAACUGUAAAGAGCUGGAGUUGGAGAAGCAGAAGGGUGAGAGCCUAGGUGUGGUUAUAGUGGAGUCUGGCUGGGGCUCCAUCCUGCCUACGGUGAUCCUAGCUAACAUGUUGAACAGCGGCCCAGCUGCCCGCUCUGGGAAGCUCAACGUGGGAGACCAGAUCAUGUCCAUCAACAACACUAGCCUGGUAGGGCUACCACUAGCUACCUGCCAGGGUAUCAUCAAGGGUCUGAAGAGCCAGGUUCAGGUGAAGCUGAGCAUCGUGAGUUGUCCUCCUGUCACCACCGUCCUCAUCAAGAGACCCGACCUCAAGUUCCAGCUGGGCUUCAGUGUUCAGAACGGCAUCAUCUGCAGUCUGAUGCGCGGCGGUAUCGCAGAGCGAGGAGGGGUGCGAGUCGGCCACAGGAUCAUUGAGAUCAAUGGGCAGAGUGUUGUUGCCAUGCCGCAUGAGAAAAUAGUCCAGACCCUGUCUGUAUCAGUGGGAGAGAUCAACAUGAAGACCAUGCCUGCAGUGAUGUUCAGACUGUUAACAGGACAGGAGACUCCUGUUUACAUCUAGUCUCUCCAUGCCUGCUCCUUCAAUGGCACCCUUUUUCCUGUGUAGUGCACUACUUCUAACCAUGGCCCAUAUGGCUGUAGGUUCACUAUGUGAGGAAUAGGGUGGCAUUUGGUACUCGUACUCUCUCACUGCUUCUGCAUGUCUAGGAGAAAGAUGGUGGACAGACAGGAUGAGUGACAGGCAGAGGAGGCUGGUGUUCCAGCCAUUCCAAUGAGCUUGUCCUCCGGCUUAUAGUGACACCAGCCUCCACUGCUGACAGGGUGGUGGUACAUUAGCAACAUUUAUUUUUUAUAUAUCAUUUGAUUUUGGGGGUAAUAUGUUACUAUGCUGAAGAUUUCAACAACAACAACAAAAAUUCAACUUCAGGCUUAGUUGGAGUAGCCUGGAUAACGCAUUGUUUGGCGAUGACGCGUAGUACAAUGUUAGCUAAACAGACUGGUACCAGGCUAUAAUUGAACAGCUACACGGUCAUAAUGGUUUGAUGUGUACAGUGUGUGUGUGUGCCUGUGUGCGCGUGUGUGUGAAUACGUGUGAAUACUGUUAAAAUAACUGUAAAUGCAAGGUAAAUUAUUAUGUUCUUAUGACUAGAUUGCAAACACGCCACAUUUUAUUUCCAAUUGAAUAACUUGCAAGAUUAAACAAUGUAGUGACAUAAAUGUGUUGAUACAGUAACUGAACUUAUUGUAGGGAAGGGGUUGGUCUGUCGUUAUUCUUCAAUAGCAGGGAUAUUUAAGCUACAUCCCGUGUAUACCUAAACAGCAUAGGACAAGGCUAUUCUUCAAUAGCAGGGGUUUUUAAGCUACGUCCCGUGUAUACCUAAACAGCAUAAGACAAGGCUAUUCUUCAAUAGCAGGGGUAUUUAAGCUACGUCCCAUGUAUACCUAAACAGCAUAGGACAAGGCUAUUCUUCAAUAGCAGGGGUAUUUAAGCUACGUCCCGUGCAUACCUAAACAGCAUAGGACAAGGCUAUUCUUCAAUAGCAGGGGUAUUUAAGCUACGUCCCGUGUAUACCUAAACAGCAUAGGACAAGGCUAUUCUUCAAUAGCAGGGGUAUUUAAGCUACGGCCCGUGUAUACCUAAACAGCAUAGGACAAGGCUAUUCUUCAAUAGCAGGGCUAUUGUUGCCUGGUCUGUCAUUGGAGCCUGCCGUGCCAAUGCAUAACUACUACCUUAGGAGUUGGUAAGACAACAACACAGACCGAUCUGGGGACCAGGCUAGGGGGGGGGGGGGGGGGUAUUGAGCAACAGAAAACAAUGUAAUGUAGUGUGUCCCAAAUCACACCCUUUCCACUGGGAACAGAUAUCAGUUCCAAUGUCUAGUUUUCAUUUACAUUUGGUUGAGUUUGUCAAAUAAUGUGAAUUCAACGUGAAAUCAACAACAACAACAUUUCAUCAUGUCAUUGGAUUUAUGUUACAUUUUUUGGGGGGGUGGGGGGGGGGGGGUUGAAGUGUCGUGGAAACAUCGAUUCAACACGUUUUUUUUGGGGUCCAGUGGGUAUUCCCCUAGAUAGUGCACUAGUUUUGACCAUGCGAGGCCCAUAGGGCUCUAAUCAAAAGUAGUGCACUAUGUAGGGAAUAGGGUACCCUUUGGAAUUACAAACCAGUGUCUGGAAGCUGUCCUUUUCUCUCUAUACUGCCUUGGAUGUAACAAAGGUUUCAAUAUAACAUUAUGGCAAUGCUGAAAGCCAAAGAUAAUACUGCGACAUGUAUUCUUAAAAAAAAAUUAAAAAUGAACGAGUGCACUGUUAAGGAUAUAAGGGGGGGCGGCCAUUUUGGAAUGCAGAGCAGGUAUAAUGAGAAUGUAUAAACUUGUUUAGUUGCUGUAUUGUGAGAAGCUAAGAAUAUACUGUGAUUAAUGAAAUGUUAAUGACAAUGCUUAAUAUGGCUUUCCAAAUACGUAAAAAAA
Messenger RNA from Oncorhynchus kisutch (coho salmon), 4889 nucleotides. RefSeq names its product amyloid-beta A4 precursor protein-binding family A member 1. The transcript has 10 exons. Bases 68 to 2983 code for a protein of 971 amino acids. Gene Ontology annotation, cellular component: plasma membrane; cytoplasm; dendritic spine. Gene Ontology annotation, biological process: chemical synaptic transmission. Lineage: Eukaryota; Metazoa; Chordata; Actinopteri; Salmoniformes; Salmonidae. Gene Ontology annotation, molecular function: protein binding; amyloid-beta binding. The record is from RefSeq and is a predicted model, not a curated record.